UUUCUCUUUUUUCUUCUUCUUUUCUAUGUCUCAGUCUGGUCCAUCUCCCGACGUUCAAGUUCGCAGGAACGUCACGUCCGCACUUGAACUUGCGGCUCAGGGGGGUAUCGCCCGUACCCCCAUCACUCUCUCUCUUUGCGCAAAAAGUCAUGAAGAGGUCCGCACAGCCCGGAGCGCGCGACGCAUCACCCUCUGUAUGAUCUGCAGCUCUCUUCUUCUUCUUCUUUCUUUUUUUGGGUUUAUUUUUUUUAUUUUUGCGUGCCUGUAUCUGUUUUUUGGAUGUCAGAAGCAUCGAUGAAGAUAUUUCCAUUUGGAGUCUAUACCUUGUAGGGACGGACUUCCCAAUGUGAACUCAGCCGGAAAAGCCACCACUAAACCAACAUGUCUCGCCGCAAGCAGGGCAAACCCCAGCACUUGAGCAAACGGGAGUUUUCGCCUCAGCCGCUGUCAGGCGUGUUACCGGAUGAAGACGCUCAGGACUUCCCCAGGCUGGCGCUGGUUCAGGGCCAGCCCCUAAAAGGGGACCAGGACCUUUUGACCUGCGGCCAGUGCCACUCCCGCUUCCCCCUGGCUGACAUCCUCCUGUUCAUCGAGCACAAGCGGAGGCAGUGCCACGUGGGGAGCAUCUGUCUGGACAAACCUCUGGACAGGCCGCCGUCCUCGCCGCUCGCCUCCCCGCUCUCCACGUCCUCGUCCUCGCUCUCGCGGACCCACCACCACCAGCACCACCAGCACCACCAGCAGCACCCGCAGAGGAGGGCGUUUCACCUCGUGGAAGCGGCCGUUCAGGUGUCGCCGCGGGAUGAGGAUUGUUUAUCUGCACCCUUGCAAGGAAUAAUCCCCAAGCAGGAGAAUAUCACAGAUAAAGAUGAGCCCAGCAGUUACACCUGCACCAGCUGUAAGCAGCCCUUCACCAGUGCCUGGUUCCUGCUCCAGCACGCCCAGAACGCCCACGGCUUCCGCAUCUAUCUGGAGAGCGAACCCGGCAGCCCCCUCACCCCCCGCGUGGCCGCGGCCCCCGGGAUGGGGGGCGACUGCGCCUCCUCCCAGCCUCCCCUCCACGCCGUCCACCUGGCCGGCGGCAGUCCUUACAGCCUCCUGAGGAUGCCGGGCUCCGGAUCCGGCCGGGAUUCGGUGUCCACGCCUCGCGAGGGCCGUUACCCGCGCACGCCGCCGCUGUUCAGCCCGCCGCCGCGCCACCACCUCAGCCCCGAUGACCUGGCCCUGGCGACCCACCACCCCAGCGCUUUCGACAGGGUGAUGAGGCUCAACUCGGUGCCGCUAGAAGCCCCUCCGAUGGACUUCUCUCGACGUCUACGCGAGCUGGCGGGCAACGCCACCGGGGCUUCCCCGCCGCUCUCCCCCAACAGGCCCAGCCCUAUGCAACGGCUGCUGCAGCCGUUCCAGCCGGGUGCCAAGCCUCCGUUUUCAGCCACGCCUCCCCUCUCCACCUCUCAGUCGCCUUCCGGAUCGCGCUCCACCCCCAAUCCCAAUGUGUCCAACGCAACCCAACCGGGCACGCCUCUCAAGUCAAAGUCUUGCGAGUUCUGCGGGAAGACCUUCAAGUUCCAGAGCAACCUCAUCGUCCACCGGCGUAGCCACACGGGGGAGAAGCCAUUCAAAUGCCACCUGUGUAACCACGCCUGCACCCAGGCCAGCAAACUGAAGCGACACAUGAAGACGCACUGCCAGAGCAAGUCGUCGGCGCUCAACGCCAAGUCGGACGACGGCCUCUCGACCGGGAGCUCCCUCGAGGCGGGCACCAGCGGUCCGAUCGGCAGCGCCACGGACGCCCUCAAGUCGGUGGUGGCCAAGUUCAAGAGCGAGAACAACGGCCUGUUGCCCGAAAACGGAGAGGAGGAGGAGGGAGAGGAGGAGGAGGAGGAAGAGGAGGAGGAGGAGGAGGAGGAGGAAGAGGAAGAGGGGGAGGAGGAGGAAGAGGAGGAGGUCGAGACGAAGCCCGCGGUCGAGGAAGAGGAGGAGAGGAACGACUAUUGCUUCAGCCUGCGGCUCGAAGGGGCCCGCCACCACCAGAACAGCGAGGCCCUCCACCCGCGCCGCAGGAGCUCGUCCCGGGAGCCCGGCGACGAAGACUCGACCCUGGAGUCAGACCGAGCCGGAGUCGGGGCCACGACCGCCGUCAACGGCCUGGGUCCUCUGUCCACCGACGUCCUGUCCAGGAAGCUGCUGCGGGGACGGGUCAGCCCCGGGUCCCUCAGUCCCCUGGCCAAGCGCAUCAAGGUGGAGAAGGACCUGGACCCCCACACGCCCACCAUCCCCAACACGGAGAACGUCUACUCCCAGUGGCUCGCCGGCUACGCCGCCUCCCGACAACUCAAGGACCCCUUCAUCAACUUCACGGGCGGGGACUCCAGACAAUCGCCGUUCGCCUCCUCGUCCGAGCACUCGUCGGAGAACGGCAGCUUGCGCUUCUCCACGCCGCCGGGCGAGCUGGACGGCGAGCGGGCCGCGUCGGGACGCAGCGGCACGGGCAGCGGGGCCAGCACCCCGCACGGCGGCAGCGGCAACGGCAGGCCCAACUCCAAGGACGGCCGGCGCAGCGACACGUGCGAGUACUGCGGCAAGGUGUUCAAGAACUGCAGCAACUUGACGGUGCACCGACGCAGCCACACGGGCGAGCGGCCGUACAAGUGCGAGCUGUGCAGCUACGCGUGCGCCCAGAGCUCCAAGCUCACCCGCCACAUGAAGACCCACGGACAGAUGGGCAAGGACGUGUACAAAUGUGAAAUCUGCCACAUGCCUUUCAGUGUAUACAGCACUCUGGAGAAACACAUGAAGAAGUGGCACAAUGACCGCCCUCUGGAUAACGACAUUAAGACCGAGUAGGCUCGCUCUCGGCUCCCCCGGCGAGGAAAGAGACCCGCGGCUAACGAGCCAAUAAUAGAGGGGAGAAGGACGACAGGGUUUAGACGGUACAGCCCUGUCGUCACGACCCCCCCCACCCCCGACUGGAAAAAAGCUGAACGCAUGAUCCAUCAUUGGGGCAAUACUAUUGCAUCGAACUUUUUUGAGCCUUUCUAUUGUGCAAUAAUUUACACGUUUUGUAUUUUUUGUAACUGGUCGGCAUGCUCGGUGUGUUUUGGCUACUUAGAGAGAGACAUUUGUCCUCGGCUGGUGUUUUUUUUUUUUUUUUUUUUUUUGGUUGUACAUGUGUUGCUGUUGAUACUUUUGUAUCUUCAACGUAAAGAAAAAAGAAGAAAAAAAUAGAAGAAAAAUAAAAGAAUGUUAAUGAUGAGAACCCAUGCUGCAUACAGUACAUACUGUUUUACAUAUCAUGUACAGUUUAGUGUUCAAACAUAGUGGACAUGUGUCAUAUUAUCAAAACAUCAAGACAAGCAGGGUCACACUUAAAACUGAUCUUUGUGAAAGAUUUUUUUCCAUGCAAGAUUGAGAUAAGAUAUAUAUAAAUAUAUACAUAUAGAAAUUGGGCUGCCUAUGAAAUGCUAGGCACUAAGCGCCAUGAAAUAUUUCUUUGACAAACAAGCAAUGAAAUUAACAAUAUGGUGUAAAAUGACAACAAAGAGUGCCUUGGAUAUUUUACCUGCAUUAGUUAAUCCUCCUUUUUUGCUAUAAGCUCGGAGUUUCAGCUAUAAGAAGAUUACAGGACAUUUUUGUGCACAUAUGAAAUAAUCAGGUCCUUGCAUCAAGCACCUGUACAACCCUGUCGUUUUGUGACUUAGCAGAGCAUAAGGAACCAGCUGAAAAAAACAACAAGAAAACAACACAAAAAAAAGAUGAUGUGUACCUCUGGUAAAUCAUUUAUCUGCCUGACUCGUGUAUAUUGUUAUUCUCCAGAUUAUGAUUCUGUUUACUGGCAUGUUACAUGCUAAAAAAAGGAGUAUGUGUGUAGAGUUUUGGUUUAGGUGUUUAAUGUUUUUUCCGGUACCACGUGUACCAAAACUGAGAGGGUAGUCUGACGAGUUGUUUUUUUAACCAACGUAAUGCUCUUAAUUUUCCAGAUUGUUUAUUUUCUUUGAAAAUUAAGAGUUUGCUGGUUGUUGUUUUGUUUGUUUUGUAAGUAGCGCAUCAUUAUGUUUUCUUCAGUGUCAGCCACGCAGCAGUGUAGCCAGCAGCCACUCGGAGACCACGGAGUGGUUAUUUUGUAUUUCUUUUUGUCCUAUA
Molecule: messenger RNA, 4143 nt
Organism: Pseudoliparis swirei
Lineage: Eukaryota; Metazoa; Chordata; Actinopteri; Perciformes; Liparidae
Product: B-cell lymphoma/leukemia 11A-like
Exons: 3
Coding region: 382-2847 (821 amino acids)
Biological process (GO): regulation of transcription by RNA polymerase II; negative regulation of dendrite development
Cellular component (GO): nucleus
Molecular function (GO): DNA-binding transcription factor activity; RNA polymerase II cis-regulatory region sequence-specific DNA binding
Source: RefSeq, a predicted model, not a curated record